Triplophysa rosa is the source of this 1192-nucleotide messenger RNA. It is a transcript of the gene il6, whose product is annotated as interleukin 6 (interferon, beta 2). Gene Ontology annotation, biological process: macrophage differentiation; T-helper 17 cell lineage commitment; myeloid cell development. Gene Ontology annotation, cellular component: extracellular region. The record is from RefSeq and is a predicted model, not a curated record. Bases 416 to 1186 code for a protein of 256 amino acids. The transcript is spliced from 4 exons. NCBI's taxonomy places the organism in Eukaryota, Metazoa, Chordata, Actinopteri, Cypriniformes, Nemacheilidae. Gene Ontology annotation, molecular function: interleukin-6 receptor binding; cytokine activity.
CAAUGCACAGAAAACACAUUAAAACAUGUACUGUAUUCAUAAAAAUAAAAACGUCUUUAUUCGGCAAGAAUAUACAUUUCUAUUGCUGGACCUAUAAACUCAGUACAGGACAAACCAUAAUAAAAAUCAAAAGCUAUUUGAGCUGAAUUUAAGGGUACCAAAAAUGAAGAAAGCUUAUUUCCAUUUGAAAAUCUACCACUUUGAGUUGGGGGAAGACAAGUAAAGAAAAAAGCACAUGUAUGAAAAUCAGAUAUCAAGGCAGAUUUCCCACCUUCUGUGUAAAUGAUAAAAAGAAGUGUGGUUGAGAAGUGGAAACCCCUAAUGCCUGGACUGUAUAAAAACCACAAAUACUUCAGACAACCGAUCAGUUGAGUUCAAGUUUUUCUCAAGACGUCGUAAGAAGAUUGUAAAGUCGAUGAUGUUGUCAACUCUGAGUAAGUGGAAGGAAGUCUUACAGCUUUUGCGCAGCCAGACACUUUCUCAUGUUCUCUGUUCCUCUGCAGGCGUCCAGCUCUCCGUUCUCCUGCCAGUGUUCUUCUGUCUGCUGGAUGCAUGGCCUCUGUACAGCAGUAUGGGGGAAUCAUCUGAAAUAUCUGGAGAUGACGUUCAGGAGGUGAAUGUGCGCGCUCCUCUAACGGAAGAGCAGAGAUGGCACCUGAUGGCCAGACAACUUCACAGAGACGUGAAAACCCUGCGAGACGAACAGUUUGACAGAGAUUUCAGAGACGCAGCCAACAUGACGUCUUUUGAGGGUGUAAGGAUCCACACUCCAGUCCUCAAAGCGUCCGACGGUUGUCUGUCUAGAAACUUCAGCACGGAAAGGUGUCUGGGGCGCGUAUACAGCGUUCUGAUGUGGUAUAAAGAGCAUCUGAGUUGCAUCGAGAGGGAAAAUCUGACCCAAACCCUGACGAACGAUGUCAAACACGGGACCAAACGAUUUCUGGAGUCCAUUUACAGCCAGGUCCAGCUAAAAGACACUCAGGUUGAAGAAUUUUCCAGAAGUUCACUGCAGGCCAAGUCUGCAUGGACACGCAAGACUCUCGUGCACUCGAUCUUAUUCCACUUCACAAACGUGAUGAUCGAUACAUGCAGAGCCAUUCACUACAUGAGCAAACGCAAAACUGGAGACGGGCACCAGAGAAAGGACAGAAAGAAAACCAGUGACUGGAUGUCAGACAAGAACUGACCCAAG